Molecule: messenger RNA, 237 nt
Organism: Phytophthora nicotianae INRA-310
Lineage: Eukaryota; Oomycota; Peronosporomycetes; Peronosporales; Peronosporaceae
Exons: 3
Coding region: 1-237 (78 amino acids)
Source: RefSeq, a predicted model, not a curated record
AUGAGCAACCGCACAGCACGUCCAUCUAUCUUCGCAUCCUGGAUGAACAGAUUCGCACACCUGCUGUUCAGCACGCAGUACUUCUCCUUCCACUUCAACAACUGCUGCACGUAUAUCGGUGUUGUUCGACCUUCUCUCCCCGCGCCCAUCGCAAAAACGCUCGAUCUGAACCAGCUGACUCAUGUUACGAACUCUGGCAAUGAAGCACACGAAGAAAGCAAGUGCUACCAAAUGUAG